AAGCUCCAGUCGGCGAGAGCAAGCCAGGUCACAUUUGAGAAGGAGCUGCUUUUUCAGGAGGACUUGUCACCCCCAAGAGCAUAGAGAUCAUCUCGCUGCCUCUGAAUUGAGAUCAUUCUUCCCAGAAUGGAGAAGAUGGCGGUGAAGAUACUGAUCAUGUUUGUUCUUGGAGCGCAUUACCCAUCUUGCGCAGGUUUUCCCGUGUACGACUAUGACCCGUCCUCCCUGCGGGAAGCCCUCAGUGCCUCUGUGGCAAAAGUGAACUCCCAGUCUCUGAGCCCGUAUCUGUUUCGGGCGUUCCGAAGCUCAGUAAAAAGAGUGUAUGUUCUGGAUCAGGACAGUGUGAACAUGGACCUGGAGUUUGGCAUUCGGGAGACAACAUGCAGGAGAGAUUCUGGAGAAGACCCCGCGACCUGUGACUUCCAAAGGGGCUACUACUCGCCGGCAGCUGUUUGCAGAAGCACCGUGCGGGUGGUGGCGGAGCAGGUGCAAGACGUGUGGGUUCGCUGCCAAUGGUCCUCCAGCUCAGAGUCUAACAGCAGCGAAGAGAUGUUUUUGGGGGACGUAUUGGGAUCCUCUCAAUGGAGAAACAACUACCUACUUGGUCUCAUUUCUGAAAAACCCAGAAGUGAACAAUUGCGUGAACGGUCAGUUGAGAGCCUGAGAAGGAUCUUACCUCCCGGGAAUCGAGGGUACCCGAACAGGUGGCACAGACUUCAGGAAUAAACAGUGGCUUUGAGUAACGGCCUUGAGGUCCUGAUCUUAUGCUGUCCACCUUGCAUGCUGUCCUUGGACUUAUCUUGAAACACAGAGGAGUUUCUGAUCUUUCCACAUAAGCCUCGUUUCAUUGGGGAUAAAGCAGAGGUGUGCAAAAGGCAGACACCAAGCCAAGACGAAGAGCAGCCUAGUUACUUCCAGUGUGGUGGGGAGCUGAAGACUGAGCCCUGGUUUACCAAGUCCUCACUGAGUACCACCAAGUAUAUAAAUUCCCAGAUACUAGGGAUUGGAGCAGAUGUAGCUAAGUCUUUUUAAAGACUCCCAAGUAGUAAGGGGAUAUCAGGAAGGAGACACUUAAAAAGAAUCUUCAGAUGUAAUUAUAGACAUUGAUUCAAUGCACAUUCAUUUUUACACACGCACACACACACACACACACACACACACACGUUAAUAACAAAGCUUGAGCCUUCACAGAUUUUAGUUUACAUAACACUGUACACCUUCAGGAUGAAGUCCGAGCUCCUUAGCAUGGCCCACAAAGGCCUUGGGGAUCUGGCCCCUGCCCAUUUCUCCAAGUUGGCUUCAGCCUUGAGCUCCGGCAGUACUGAGAUGCUCACAACUCAACCUGCUGUGACUUCUGCAUGGAACAGCCACCUGCUAAUCCCUCCUACCAGCCAGGCCUCAGCGCAGUGUCACUUCCUAUGGGACAUCUACUCUGACCCCUUUCCAAUAGUCCUCAUCACAGAGCCCCCUGACGAGCCCCCUGCUCGUCUUGUCUCUGCCCCACCGGGCUACACCAGACUCUCUAGACCCAAGGCGCAGGGCAUGUGACCUGCUUCCGUCUCCUAGUGCCCCGUACAGAGACUGUGCACACAGCACACACUCAGCAAGUAUUUUUGAGUGGAUGACGGAAUCCUUCCCUUUAGGUUCCCGAGACUGUUAUUUUUUUUUAAAUCAGUUAAGCAUAGUAUAAUUAAUUUUUAACCACUGGAAUUUGAAAAAAGUCAACUGACAUUUUACUAAAAUAGAAGGAAAAUUUACCAGUGAGGCUGUAUUGGAUGAAAGAUGCAAAUGGUAGGUUUUCUUUUUAAUCUAUGUGCCUCCUAAAAAUAAACACCAGCUUCAUAUGGAGAUCUAGAAACUACUCAUUAUGAAGAAAUGGA
Messenger RNA from Nyctereutes procyonoides (raccoon dog), 1880 nucleotides. It is a transcript of the gene SPP2, whose product is annotated as secreted phosphoprotein 2. The transcript is spliced from 8 exons. Gene Ontology annotation, biological process: bone remodeling. The record is from RefSeq and is a predicted model, not a curated record. Gene Ontology annotation, cellular component: extracellular region. NCBI's taxonomy places the organism in Eukaryota, Metazoa, Chordata, Mammalia, Carnivora, Canidae. The coding region runs from base 127 to 726 and encodes 199 amino acids.